AUGUCUUCCGUUAUGAAACGAAAACAUAACGAUCAUGUGGAUUGUGAAAGCGCAAAACGAGGUGUUUGGCUUGUAAAGGUUCCAAGGUAUUUAUCCGAAAUAUGGGAAAAAAAUGCUGGCCAUGAUGUUGGUCGAUUGGUAAUUAAGCCAUCAAAUGGGAAAACUGAUCUGAUAUUUAAGAGCAAUCCAAAUUUAGUAGGAAUUGGUGCAGCAGGACAUGAUAAGGAAGCAGGUCCAUCAUAUUUAAAAAGUACAGUUUCUGCCACUAAUUAUUCGGCAACACAAGCUAAUCGGUUGGGCAUAUCAAAAAGCAAGUCAGAAUGUUUGUCAACUCCAAAUGAACACAGUCUUGUUAUGGGAGACAUCAGGAAUCAGUCGCUAGCUGUACUUUGUGAAGAUAAAACUGGCAUGAAUGAAAAUUCUACCAUUCAGUCUGGUUGUUUAAGUAUUGAAGGACGUGUAGUAAAAAGAGCUGAUUGUCGGCCUCCACAAACAGCAGAUUAUAUGCGAAUGAAGAUAAAACAGAUAGAAAAGAGUAGUCAGCCAAAAAGACAUGUGAAACAAAUGGAAAAAGCAGAAGUGAAGUUCAAGCCUAUCGCUGCUCAUGCAGAAAUGCUAAUGAAAGAAAAACAAAAGAAGGAAGGAGCAAAAACCGUCCGUGCUGACAAAGACAUUGUUAGGCAAGCGAUCUUCCAUGCUUUUGAGAAACAUCAGUACUAUCGACUGAUCGAUUUGCAAAAACUGACCAACCAGCCACCGGGAUAUGUAAAGGAAAUAUUGACAGAAAUUGCAAUCUAUAAUACAGUACCACCGCACAAAUCGAUGUGGGAAUUGAAACCAGAAUACCGAAGUUAUCGCCGAGAUAAAAAUGCAUAA
Molecule: messenger RNA, 876 nt
Organism: Thelazia callipaeda (thelaziosis nematode)
Lineage: Eukaryota; Metazoa; Nematoda; Chromadorea; Rhabditida; Thelaziidae
Source: the annotation of a GenBank genome assembly